AUGCGGGACAUGGAGCCUCCGCUGUCCCCGCCCUCUCCCGCUCCCGCUACCGCGCCCUCUCUCGCGCCCUCCCGCCUCCGCCGCACGCUGCACUCGUUACGCUCACCGUUCCGCUCCGGCUCGCCCUUCCACAUUGGCUCGAUCAAACGCUCGGGCUCCACUAAAACCUCCGCCUCAGACGGAGAUAACGCGCGCGACGAACGCACGAUGCGUAAAAAAAUAAAAAAACAACGCGCCGACGCGUCUAGUGACGCCUCACGCAGCACCGACAGUUCGCCGAGCGUCGACAAAAAGAAAAAGGAAAGUGCCAGUUUCAUUCGUCGGAUGGGAACUAUCGGUAAGAAACGGGCCGAAGAAUCUACGCCCACGCCACCAAAACUAGAGGAUUCUUCACCCUCAACGUCACAAACAGAGAAAUGUAAACACCCACCACCCCAAUUAGAGGACACUACACCCCCGCCACCUCAAUCGGAUAAUACCUCUCCCCCGCCAUCGCAGCUAGAGGUUACACCGCCCCCGCCGCCUCAGUUAGAAGAACUAAAAUCAGAUUCUAACGGGGAAAAUAAAAAUAACUCUCCGAAUGAUAAGAAACACACAGUAUCAGUUUCAAAUCCUCUUACAUCAUCACCAGAGCCGGUCAGUCCCAUUGCGGUGGAACACGCAGUUGCGACGCGUCCGUUCACUAAAGACGCCUGGAAGCGUAAGAUAAAGCCACCCGAAAUACCUAAGCCAGUAGAAGAGCCGAGUCCCGGGAACGCUUUCAAGCGUCGUAUAGAGACUUCAGCUUGUCUUUCUGAUGAUCACGACGAAGACGACGACGACGACGAUGACGAUGAGGGCGCGGUGGGGAGCGGGGGCGAAGUGGGGUCACUGGAAGAGGCGGUGGCACUAGCGCGCGUGCGGCUCGGGGCCGGCGCGCACUCGCCCUCGCCACCGCAUUCGCGCGACUACAACGAAACAGAAGAGGAGGGGUCCGCGGACACAAUGCCGGCCUACGGAGACCUCAUCGAGCCGGAGAACAAAGCUGGGAACGGCAGCGGACCGUCACACGCGACACCAAGUGCAGAGCGCCGGGAGCAUCUCUACAAGAUCCUGGUAAUCGGAGAGCUCGGUACCGGGAAGACGUCAAUUAUCAAGCGAUAUGUGCAUCAAUUCUUCAGUCAACACUACCGCGCUACUAUAGGCGUGGACUUCGCUUUGAAGGUUCUUAAUUGGGACUCGAAUACGAUAAUACGCUUACAGUUAUGGGACAUCGCAGGUCAAGAACGUUUUGGCAACAUGACACGAGUGUAUUACAAGGAGGCGGUGGGCGCGUUCAUAGUGUUCGAUGUGUCCCGGGUAGCAACAUUCGACGCGGUGGUCAAGUGGAAGAACGACUUGGAUACGAAGGUGCAGUUGCCAGACGGGUCACCUAUACCCUGUAUAUUGUUGGCGAAUAAGUGUGACCAGCAAAAGGAGGGCAUAGUGAACUCACCAGCGAAGAUGGACGAAUAUUGUCGCGAAAAAGGAUUUGCGGGCUGGUUCGAAACAUCGGCUAAAGAAAACAUUAAUAUCGAAGAGGCAGCGCGCUCCUUAGUAAAUAAGAUCCUCCUCAACGACAAGCUGCUACACAAUAACGACAAGGACGGCGAAAAGUUUGCUCUCGACCACAAGAUCGCGAACGGCGAGAACAGCAGAAAUGGCGGCGGAAGCGGUAAAUCCUGCGCUUGCUGA
This is a messenger RNA of Parnassius mnemosyne (clouded apollo), 1713 nucleotides long. Lineage: Eukaryota; Metazoa; Arthropoda; Insecta; Lepidoptera; Papilionidae. The record is from the annotation of a GenBank genome assembly.